AUGGGCCGACUACGCAGUCCACGCCACCGCCGUGGCGCGCCGCUUUCAGUCCCUGCAUCUUCGCGUCGGCGACGGCGUGCUGUUCCAAACCCGACGCAAUUCUGUUGCAUGCACGUUUGUGAAAAUGGGCGUACUCGGCGCCGCGAACCCCAUGAAGUCCAGUACAUCUGGAACUGCAUGCCGUUCAAGUGGGUGGUCACGGACACCGCCGCCGACUUGUCGUUCUACCUGGCCUUGCCUGGCUUGGAAGGCAUCUUAGUGUUGACUCACAACGAGUGUUUUUUUCUGGCAAGAAUGUCGGCCACGCUGUUGGAUAUUUACGACGCCAAGGAUGACUCGUCCAUCCUAGCGGGUUAA
Messenger RNA from Aphanomyces astaci, 357 nucleotides. RefSeq lists its product as hypothetical. The transcript has 3 exons. The record is from RefSeq and is a predicted model, not a curated record. Lineage: Eukaryota; Oomycota; Saprolegniomycetes; Saprolegniales; Verrucalvaceae. Bases 1 to 357 code for a protein of 118 amino acids.